Vespa mandarinia (Asian giant hornet) is the source of this 1159-nucleotide messenger RNA. It is a transcript of the gene Dtd, whose product is annotated as D-aminoacyl-tRNA deacylase. Lineage: Eukaryota; Metazoa; Arthropoda; Insecta; Hymenoptera; Vespidae. Gene Ontology annotation, biological process: tRNA metabolic process. Gene Ontology annotation, molecular function: D-tyrosyl-tRNA(Tyr) deacylase activity. The record is from RefSeq and is a predicted model, not a curated record. Gene Ontology annotation, cellular component: cytoplasm.
CAAAAUUAUGUAAACUAGAAUCGGUGUUUAUCGCUUUACGAUUAAAUUUAAUUACAUUUGAUAGUUUUUAGAUAGACUUAUAAUCAAUAAUCGAUAAAAUCUAUUAAAACUUUUUUUGAAUUAAAUGUAUCCUAUUACGCACUAUGUUAUGAGUAGUCGAGUUUUAUCACGUCGAAGUUUUGUGUUUUGUUAAUCUUAUGAACUUAAAAUAAUGUAUAUACAAUACAAAAUGAAAAUAGGACUUAAUUAAGAUAUAAUAAUAAUAAUAGAAAAAAUUAUAAAGAAUUAAUUAUAAAGAUUUAAAGAAUAUGAAAGCAGUAAUACAACGUGUAACAAGUGCCUCUGUUACAGUGGACAAUAAAGUUAUUAGCAGUAUUGGAAAUGGACUCUGUGUAUUAAUUGGUAUAACAAGAGGUGACACUUUAGCUGACAUAAAAUACAUAGUAAGAAAAAUUUUAAACACAAAAGUUUUUGAGAAUGACAAGAAGAAAUGGAGUGCCAGUGUUAUGGAUAAACAAUACGAAAUUUUGUGCAUUAGUCAAUUUACUUUGUAUCAUGUUUUAAAAGGAAAUAAACUUGACUUCCAUAGAGCAAUGCCAGCACAAGAGUCAGAACCAUUUUACAAAAUUUUUUUAAAUGAGUUGGGUAAAAACUAUAAACCAGAGCUAAUCAAAGAUGGUAUAUUUGGAGCCAUGAUGGAAGUUAGCAUACAAAAUAGUGGACCUGUUACUUUAGAAAUAGAAUCCCCAAUUAAACCUAUCGAAGAUAGUACAAAGAUAUCUGAAAAACAAUAAUGAUUCUCCAGAAUAAAUAAUUAUUUAUUUCACCAAUAUUCUAUUAACAACUUUAAUCUAUGAAAUAAUAUAAAUAUAAUGAGAAAAUAUAAAAGUAUAGAGAUAUGUUUUCUGUAAUAAUGUUUACCUGUUUACUGAAACUCCAAAAGCUAUUUAACAUGAUUGACCUUCUCUAACUCAUCUGAUGUAAAUUGUAACACUGUAGAUAUAGCAUUUAAUAUAUGUCGCUUGCUUGAUGAAUCGUUUGUAGUUAAAUAAUUAAUAAGUACAUUUUUCAAAUAUUCUAAAUUCGCUCCUUCUCUAGAUUUACAUGCUUCCAACCUGAAUUGUAAUAACAUGUACAAAAUAUAUGUUUGGUAUCUGUA